AUGUUGCUGAUCUUGGGGCUUGAACGUACAGAUGAUGAAGAGUUAAGUUCUCAAUGGGAGGUCACUUAUUUCGGCGAUGAUGGGGUUGCGCAAGCACUCAACGCCAAAGCAGUUGUAUUGCGCUUGUCAGCGGGGUCACAGGAAGCUGGAUUCCUGGCCUCUUUCUGUCCGAUCUCAAAAUUCCCGACUGUUGUCCUCAUUAAGAAUGGCACGCUGAAGGAAUACAUCGGGCCAGAUAUCCCCAAAGAUGACUUCCGCAGUCGAUUGAUUGCAGCUUUGGAAGAUGAACAGAAACCCAGUCCUGUGCAGCAACUACAAAGCAAUGACACUCCUGCCGCUCCGACUAAUUAUACGCCGGUGUCAGUGGCGCCUCAACCCCAACCUGGGGUGCCAUCCAAUGCCAGCAAAUCCACAAAGCAAACAAGUGAAAUUACAGUCAAGAAACAAUCAUCGAUUGAACAAAUGCCCGUGAAAGCUGCAGAACCUGCAAAGCCAGCAGGCUCUAUGUCUCAAAAGCCCUUAUCAUUCAAAGCUGGCAAUAAAGACAUUAAAGGCAAAGCACCCAUGGGGUCUAAGAAGCCCACCGACAAAGUUGUGGUAAAGAACGAACCGCAAGAGCCAAAACCUAGAGUCCCUCGAGGACCUCCAAACGAGUACCGGCUACAAGUACGCCUGUUUGAUGGAAGCUCCGUGCGGUCUAGCUUUGCACCCACUCAGAGCAUCCGAAACGAUGUACGGGCUUGGCUUGAUCAGAAGAUGGAAGGCGACAACCGACCGUACAACCUCAAACAUAUCUUAACCCCCCUCCCCAGUGAAAAUCUUUCCGUCACUCAAGAGUCGCAAACUCUCCAAGACUUAGGUCUUGGUUCCACCGCAAACCUGGUUAUGGUACCCGUAUCAACGUACACGGAGGCCUAUUCGGCAGCGGGUAGCUUUCCCGUUCGUGGUUUCUCUGCCAUCUACAAUCUGGCCUCUUCUGCUGCCAGCACUGCAACGGGACUUGUGGGUUCAUUCCUUAGAUAUGGCUCAACCGCACAGGCAAGCGGUGCAAUCACUCCUUCAGCCUCUCCGGCUACUGGCAAUUCUCAACGUCCUAGGACCACUGGACCCAAUAUUCAGACGCUUAGAGAUCAGCAAGGUGGACGUGGGAAUAGUCAGCUCUACAAUGGGAAUCAGUUGAAUUUCGAGCCACGAAAGAAACAGGAUGACAAGGACAAAUAA
Penicillium digitatum Pd1 is the source of this 1221-nucleotide messenger RNA. RefSeq names its product UBX domain-containing protein. Gene Ontology annotation, molecular function: protein binding. The record is from RefSeq and is a predicted model, not a curated record. Lineage: Eukaryota; Fungi; Ascomycota; Eurotiomycetes; Eurotiales; Aspergillaceae. Gene Ontology annotation, cellular component: endoplasmic reticulum.